Molecule: messenger RNA, 1194 nt
Organism: Trichoderma atroviride IMI 206040
Lineage: Eukaryota; Fungi; Ascomycota; Sordariomycetes; Hypocreales; Hypocreaceae
Biological process (GO): endocytosis; actin filament organization; endosomal transport
Cellular component (GO): plasma membrane; cytoplasm
Molecular function (GO): calcium ion binding; protein binding
Source: RefSeq, a predicted model, not a curated record
AUGCCUCCCAAGAUUGAGCAGAAGGAAAUCGAGACAUACUGGAAUAUCUUUUCCGACAGAACAGGCGGCGGACAGUUCCUUACGGGAGAACAGGCUGCGCCCGUGCUCAAGAACAGUGGCCUCCGCGAUGACCAGCUAGAAAGGGUGUGGGAUUUGGCGGACGUGGACAACGAUGGAAACCUGGACUUUGAGGAGUUUUGCGUGGCUAUGCGACUCAUUUUUGAUAUUCUAAACGGAGAAUAUGCCGACGUACCAAAGACUCUGCCCGACUGGAUGAUCCCGGAAUCGAAGGCCCAUCUGGUGCAAGCAACCAAAGCCAUCACAGGGAAGCAGCCGCAAUUUGAGCAAGUCGAAGACGAGGACGAUACCCCCGGCCUGAAAGAUGGGUUUGAGUGGUAUAUGAAGCCCGCAGACAAGGCCAAAUACGAGCAGAUCUACCAAGAGAAUCGGGAUAUGCGAGGAGAAGUAGCAUUCGCAUCCCUUGAGGAUCUUUACGAUUCCCUAGACGUCCCCGAUACAGACAUUCGAUCUGCUUGGAACCUCAUCAACCCCUCUGCUUCCUCAAGCAUCAACAAGGACGCAUGUCUUGCAUUCCUGCAUAUUCUCAACAAUCGACACGACGGAUACCGCAUUCCUCGCACAGUACCUGCCUCACUGCGAUCAAGCUUUGAGCGCAACCAGAUCGAUUACCAGGUUGACAACCAAAGGACAGGAGUCUCAUCCCGAUGGGCUACGAGGGCGGAUGAUUCUACAACGACGGGUAAGAAGGCCAAGUUUGGCGACCAGUACUUGACAAGACUCGGACGCAGCGGCUUCAAGACAGCGGGCACCGACUUUUCGACGGAGAAGACGGAAGACUGGGAGGAAGUCAGACUCAGGCGCCAGCUGCAGGAUUUGGAUGAUAAGAUGCGAAAGGUGGAAGAGAUUGCAGAGAGGCGCAAGGGCGGGAAGCGCGAUACUAAGCCGGCCCUGGUCAAGAAGGAGUUGGAUCAGCUCUUGGACUACAAGCGACGGGAGCUGAGAGACUUGGAAGAGGGCAAGGGCAAGAGCGCCGUGGGCGGAAACCUGAAGAGCAUCUCGGAUGAUUUGGAGACGGUGCGUGAGCAGGUGGAUGGCCUAGAAGCUCACUUGCGGUCUCGCGAGCAGAUCCUGGAGCAGCUGCAGAGGGAGAUUGAAGAUGAGAAGAGGGGCUAA